Molecule: messenger RNA, 1030 nt
Organism: Cygnus atratus (black swan)
Lineage: Eukaryota; Metazoa; Chordata; Aves; Anseriformes; Anatidae
Gene: SFTPD
Product: surfactant protein D
Exons: 4
Coding region: 1-771 (256 amino acids)
Biological process (GO): positive regulation of phagocytosis; surfactant homeostasis
Cellular component (GO): multivesicular body; rough endoplasmic reticulum
Source: RefSeq, a predicted model, not a curated record
AUGACUCUCCUUCAGCCUUUCAGUGCCCUGGUACUUUGGAUUUCACUGAUGAUGUUAAUGAGUUCAGUUAACACAGAUAAACCUGAAGAGAAUAGGUAUUCCUGCCCAGUAAUUCAGUGCAGUGCUCCUGCGGUCAAUGGUUUACCAGGCAGAGAUGGAAGAGAUGGUCCCAAAGGUGAAAAGGGAGACCCAGGAGAAGGAUUGAGAGGUCUGCAGGGUUUUCCUGGAAAAGCAGGACCUCCUGGAAUGAAAGGAGAUGUAGGACCACGAGGAGAGAAAGGACAAAAAGGAGAACAAGGAAUUGUAGCAACCGAUGGCCUGCAGAGACAAGUAACUGCUUUGGAAACAAAACUCAAGGUUUUGGAAGAUGAAUUAAAUAGAUACAAAAAUGCUUUGAUUUUAAAGAACAUCAGAAGCAUUGGUAAAAAAAUGUUUGUCUCAACUGGAAACCAAGAUACUUUUGAAAAUGGAAAAUCCCUUUGUGCGAGAGCUGGAAGUACACUUGCUUCUCCUAGGAAUGAUGCUGAAAAUACAGCUUUAAAAGACUUACUGAGACCUGCAAGGCAAGCUCAUAUAGGGAUAUCUGAUGCACAGACUGAGGGCAGGUUUGUGUACCUGAGCGGAGGGGCUGUAACUUACUCAAAAUGGAAUACUGGAGAACCAAAUAAUCUAAGAAAUGAAGAUUGUGUGGUAAUACAAGAAUCUGGAAAAUGGAAUGAUGUGGACUGUUCAAAUACACAGGCCUUAAUUAUCUGUGAAUUCUUGAGCUGACAAAUCUAAGAAAAUCAACAUUUUUGUUCUCAGUUGAUAUAGAACUUGGUUGAUAUAGAAGUUUGUUACCAUUUAUGGCCUGGAAAAAUCAAAACCUGCAUGUAUUUAUAAUCAUUUUCUUUUUGACAUUCAGUUUUGAAUCUACUAAUGAAAUAGACCUGUUUGUUCAAUCACUAUGAAUUAAUUUGUGCUUACCACAUAGGCUGUUGGGGAUCUUACGUUCAUAUAGGCUUCUGGAGGGCUGAACUCCACAUCAGCU